GCUUACCAAAAACAAAAUACUUUGGUUUAUUUGUACACUAUCAAAAAAUGAAAAAUAAAUAACUAACAAUGAAAAAAAUAAAAGAAACAAAUUUGCUGGCUACAAGCAAACACAAUACAAAAGCAAGGAACCGUUUCCCCUUCCUCUUCUUCUUCUUCUUCUUCUUCCUCCUCUCUCUACAGAGUCAAAACUACCACCAAACACCGCCGAAUUCAAUUUCUCGCCGACCGCCCAAAAUCCCCCUUCCCUCCCCAAUUUCUCGCCGGGAAAACUUCUCUUUCCCAAUCUAUCUAUAUGCUAUUGCCGAUCGAUCGCUGCUUGCUGCUGCUGCUGGCGGGCGACGGACUUUCCUUCUUCCCGGUGACCGGUGGAAUUUAACACUUCCUUCUCCCCCGAUUAUUAUGAAGAACAACAGCAAAGGAAGCAACAGCAGCAAGAACACUACAAACACCACUCAUGGCUUCCUUCCCAACUCUCUGAAAUUCAUUUCGUCGUGUAUCAAGACUGCUUCCUCCGGUGUCCGCUCAGCUAGUGCCUCGGUUGCCGCAUCGAUCUCCGGCGAUAAUCAAAGCGGGGAUAGAGACCAGGUGCUGUGGGCCUCAUUUGACAAGCUACAGCUUAGUCCAUCCUCCUUCCGAAAUGUGCUCUUACUUGGGUACUCCAAUGGUUUCCAAGUGAUCGAUGUUGAAGAUGCCUCUGGUGUGACUGAGCUCGUUUCAAGACGGGAUGAUCUGGUCACAUUUUUACGUAUGCAGCCACUCCCUGCUAAGGCUGAGGGUUGUGAAGGAUACAGAGCUGCACAUCCUUUGCUCCUAGUAGUUGCUUGCGAUGAAACUAAAAGCCCAUCAGUUGUUAUCAAUGGGAGAGAUGGAUUGAUCAGAGAUGGCUUCAAUGAGAAUCAAGCAGGAGGCUUUGCCCUCUCUCCCACUAUUGUUCGUUUUUAUUCUCUGAAAUCGCACAACUAUGUUCAUGUUCUAAGGUUCCGUUCCCCAGUUUUUAUGGUUAGAUGCAGCCCUCAGAUAGUGGCGGUGGGCCUCGCUACACAGAUAUACUGCUUUGAUGCUCUCACUCUAGAGAACAAGUUUAGUGUGCUCACAUAUCCUGUCCCUCAACUGGCGGUCCAAGGAGGGAUUGGGGCAAAUACUGGUUAUGGGCCAAUGGCAGUGGGUCCGAGGUGGUUAGCUUAUGCUUCUGACAAUCCAUUGGUAUCAAAUACUGGUCGCCUAAGUCCACAAAGUCCUACACCUCCUAUGGGUGUAAGUCCAUCAACUUCACCAGGCAGUGGCAAUUUAGUUGCUCGUUAUGCUAUGGAAUCGAGCAAACAGUUAGCUACCGGAUUGAUGAGUUUGGGUGAUAUGGGCUACAAGACUUUGUCUCGAUACUGUCAAGAUUUUAUCGCUGAUGGUUCUGGUUCACCUGUCUCUCCAAAUUCUAGUUGGAAAGUUGGACGAGUUGCAGCUCAUUCUGCAGAUGCUGAUACUGCUGGAAUGGUUGUUGUGAAAGAUUUCAACUCCAGAGCUGUGAUUUCGCAAUUUAGAGCUCAUACAAGUCCCAUAUCUGCCCUAUGCUUUGAUCCGAGUGGGACGCUUUUGGUUACUGCAUCAAUUCAUGGGAACAACAUUAAUAUAUUCCGGAUCAUGCCGUCCUCUGUUCACGGUGGUUCUGGUGCAAAGAAUUACAAUUGGAGUUCUUCUCAUGUGCACCUUUACAAGCUUCAUAGGGGCAUAACUUCUGCGGUGAUCCAGGAUAUUUGCUUUAGCAGUUAUAGUCAGUGGGUUGCCAUAAUUUCAUCUAGGGGCACCUGCCACAUAUUUGCACUUUCACCUUUUGGUGGCGAGAGUGUUCUCCAAAUAAAAAACUCCGAAGUAGAUGGGCCAAUCCUAUUACCGGUUUUUUCUCUACCAUGGUGGUCCACCCCAUCAUUCCUGGUGAACCAGCAAUCUAUGUCUGCAUCUCCACCAUCGUCUGUUACUCUCUCUGUGGUGGCUCGAAUAAAGAAUAACCAUUCUGGCUGGCUUAACACAGUUAGCAAUGCGGCAUCAUCUGCUGCAGGAAAAGCAUCAAUGCCAUCUGGUGCUGUUGCUGCUGUCUUCCACAAUUGCGUGCCGCAAGAUUCCCAGCCUUCUCAUUUGAAAAAAGUUGAUGCCAUGGAACACCUGUUAGCUUAUACUCCAUGUGGACAUGUGGUUCAGUACAAGUUGGUGACUUCACUUGGUGGAGAACCUAGUGAAGCUACUCCAAGAAUUGGUUCGGGUUCUUCUCUGCAGGCUCCAGAUGAGGAACUACAUGUGAAAACUGAAUCGGUUCAGUGGUGGGAUGUUUGUAGAAGAGCAGAUUGGCCAGAAAGAGAGGAGCAUAUCAGUGGGCUUACUCACACCAGACACGACUAUUCAGAUAUGACAAUGGAUACUUCUGACUGUGAAGAUAACGGGACUGGAAAAGUUCGCACUUCUGAUAUGGAUAUGAUGAAAUCAUAUGAACAGUCUCACUUGUAUCUUGCAAAUGCUGAAGUCCAGAUGAGUCCCUGGAGAACACCGCUCUGGCAGAAAUCCAAGGUGUAUUUCUAUGCAAUGAGUGGCAUUGAAGGCGACGAGCAGAAUGUUGCUGAAGAUCACUCCGGUGGAGAGAUUGCUGUAGAGAAGGUUCAAGUUCAGGAAGUUGAAAUCAGGCGGAAGGAUUUGUUACCUGUUUUUGACCAUUUUCAUAGAAUUGCUGAUUGGAGUGACAGGGAACUUCGAAGGGAGAGAUCUACUCUGUCUACUGGAUCUGUUGCAGCCUUCCAGCCUAAGAUGUUUACAUCCAGCUCUGCCCCAAACUCAAAUGGCGGGUCAUCAACAAACUUGUAUAUAUCUGCUCAACAUAAUCCCGGAAAAUUUGGCGGGAGAGGAGGGAUUUCGGGCUUAGCUUAUCAAAACCCAAGUGACAAUAACAGUGGCUUGCUUUCUUUUAAGCCAACACCAAUGAGUAUCUCUCCUGCUGAAGAAGAUAAUAAUAACUCUGUGCAUAGCGAUGUAGUAUCCUUAACCCAUGGCUCGCCUUCUCCCGGAAGAAAUAUGGGAAAUGAAGGCAGGUCAACAAAUAGUGUUCUGACCAGUGAAUCUUCAAAUGCAAGCUCCAAUCGUUCUGAUGUGAGUGCAAAUAUUAUAGACGAGGGAAUGAUGGUGAAUGAGUCGCCAGAUUUCGAACAGCUUUUCCAGGAGGGCUACUGUAAAGUUGCUGCCCUCUCUGAAUGCUGUGAAUCCGACAAGGGCAAAGUCGUCAAUCCAUCGGAUAACAAUGCCAGUCCUCAAGGAUUGGAGAAGCCUGAUGAUGACGAUGAUGAUGACAUGCUCGGAGGUGUCUUUGCUUUCUCAGAGGAGGGUUAAUGUCAGCAUCCUCCGGUUGUGCCAUAGCUGGCUGAUGAAAGUCGCAUUCUGUCUAUUUGUGAGAAGUGUCGGCCACCGGAGGAGGGACGUGGAGGGAGGGAGGGGUGUGUACUAAUUGGGAAGGCCACAAGCGAAAAAUCGCUUUGCAAACCAGUGUGUGGCAAUCAAUGGCUACUGACUUAUGUGAAUUCCAGGGGAAAGAGAAGAGGGUCAUUGCAUUUGGCAAGAAUCUCUGUCGAUUUGCUUCUUCUAAUUCUAGUUGUACAUGUUGUAAAUUCCAUAAAAAUUCACAGGAUAUAGCUUGAUUUGUGUGGGGGUAAAAGAAGGGUUCUCUAUGUGUUGUGUAACAUUAUUAUUCAUUCUUGGCAAAAAGGAAAAAAAAAGGAAAAAGUGGAUGAAAAAUUAUUUGCAAUAAAGAAAGGAACACCGCUACAUCUUUAUUUUAAUACUAUUUUUUUUCCUGUCAUAUCUCUAUCUACCUGGUGGUAAUCGGUAUUUCGGUUAGUAGUGAAACUGGUAAUUGAACGGGUAAUCAUAAAUGGUAGUACUGAUAGUUGGAAGUGGGAUUGGGGCUGGCGGUACCGAAUAUUAUCAGGGUACAGCAGGUUAUCUUGUUAUUCGGAAUACCGGGA
Messenger RNA from Linum tenue, 3997 nucleotides. The record is from the annotation of a GenBank genome assembly. NCBI's taxonomy places the organism in Eukaryota, Viridiplantae, Streptophyta, Magnoliopsida, Malpighiales, Linaceae.